This is a messenger RNA of Manihot esculenta (cassava), 1170 nucleotides long. RefSeq names its product polygalacturonase. Bases 1 to 1170 code for a protein of 389 amino acids. Gene Ontology annotation, molecular function: polygalacturonase activity. The transcript is spliced from 4 exons. The record is from RefSeq and is a predicted model, not a curated record. Gene Ontology annotation, biological process: carbohydrate metabolic process. NCBI's taxonomy places the organism in Eukaryota, Viridiplantae, Streptophyta, Magnoliopsida, Malpighiales, Euphorbiaceae.
AUGGCAGGAUUAUUUUUCUUCUUCUUCAUUUUCUUUGUCUUGCAUUUCAGCUUAUCAUCCGCCACAACAAACUUUAACGUCUUAAGUUAUGGAGCCAAACCAACUGGAUUAACCGAUUCAACCAAGGCUUUCCUCAAUGCAUGGGCUGCAGCAUGUGGCUCUACGGGUCCGACCAUGAUUUAUGUGCCUAAAGGAAGGUAUUUGCUUGGCUCUAUGGUAUUUGGAGGUGGCUGCAAAAGCCCUGAUAUCACCAUUCGGAUCGAUGGAACUCUGGUGGCUCCAGGGGACUACCGCAUUCUUGGUAAAGCUGCCAACUGGCUUAGCUUCGAAGGUGUUGCUGGCGUUUCCAUUGUGGGUGGAGCACUUGAUGCUAAGGGUUCAGCUUUGUGGGCUUGCAAAGCCAAAGGCAAAAAUUGCCCCAGUGGAGCUACGUCGCUUAGUUUUACCAACUCCAACAACAUAAAGAUUAAGGGAUUACUGUCAUUAAACAGCCACAUGUUCCACAUUGUGAUCAAUGGUUGCCAAAAUGUGAAUGUUGAAGGGAUCAAGGUAAUAGCUGCUGGAGACAGCCCAAACACAGACGGCAUUCAUGUCCAAUUAUCCAACAACAUUGCUAUCAUCAACUCUAACAUUAAAACUGGAGAUGACUGCAUCUCCAUCGGUCCUGGCACUCAAAAUCUGUGGAUCGAACGAGUCAAAUGCGGCCCUGGUCAUGGCAUUAGUAUUGGGAGCUUAGCUAAGGAAUUAGAAGAGGAAGGAGUUCAAAAUGUAACGGUCACGAAGACAGUUUUUGCAGACACCCAAAACGGAUUGAGAAUAAAAUCAUGGGCUAGACCAAGUAAAGGAUUUGUUAGAAGAGUUCGUUUCAUAGGUGCUAUUAUGAAAAAUGUUCAAAAUCCUAUUGUUAUUGAUCAGAAUUAUUGCCCUCAUAACCUAAAUUGUCCUAAUAAGAUGUCGGGUGUAAAAAUUAACGAUAUACUUUAUCAAAAUAUCCGUGGUACAUCAGCAACAGAAGUAGGAAUAAAAUUUGAUUGUAGCUCAAAAAAUCCAUGCAGCGACAUUAGAUUACAUAACAUAAAUUUGACCUACUCAAAUCAAAUAGCUCAAUCAUUAUGUGUUAAUGUGCUUGGAAAGACAAUUGGUCUAGUUAAACCUCAUGGUUGCUUGUAA